UAUGUCAACUUGUCAAACAUCAAAAAACCCAAAUAAGUUAUAAAUUAUCCCAAAAUUACAUUAACUUUAUAAAUGCGAGUGAACCAAAUCGAAAGUGUGAAUAAUACAAUAGUGACUAGUCUUUCAGGGAAACUUUUGUUGCAAAAUCUGUGCUAUUAAAGCGAUGAGUCAUCUGCAGUAUCACAAAAUGAUAUCAAAACGUUAGUUUUAGUCGAAAUCAAAAAGCACAACGUCUGAAUCUAAACCAUGUGCCUUAAAUCGAGUAUUAAAAACCUGGAGUGAUGGACGAAAAGCGAGUUGCUGAUUAUUUUGUAGUGGCAGGACUGCCAGACGACCCUGAGCCUCUAGAUGAGACAACUCUAUCUGAAGGGGGCAAUCUUAAGGCGAGUCAUGGCCAGGCUCCCAUUACCGAUAUUAGUGUCAUUUUUCCCGGGUUGGGUGAAAAAACACCUCAAGGGUGGUGUGUCAUUACAAAAACACCGUCAGGGCUUGUGGCUGAUCUCAAUCACGGUAGUUUAAGGACAAAUGAGUGCUACUUGUGCUAUCGGAGGAGUCGAGAUAAGCCCCCUUUAGUCGACAUAGGUGUUAUGUAUGAUGGCAAAGAAUGGCUCAUGCCCGACGCUGAGGUCGUCAAAGAAAGCGUGGGGAAACACGUAGCCAACGUGAAUAAUUCUACGUCUCAGACGUUCAUCACCUAUAGAAGGGGGCAACCCACGAUGCCUUGCAAUGCUCUUGUUGUGACUGAUGUUUGUGUUGUGAUUGCUAGUAAAGGGGAAUCUCCACCUCACGCGUUUUGUUGCAUCAACAAAAACCUAAAUAAGGGCAUCGUGGGGAGCGACGUUUUCCUCUGUUACAAGAAGUCGAUGAAUAGAGCCAAGUUGUUGACUUAUAAACCUUCCGUUUUGUCCAGGUACCCCAUGAGUGACCUACCAAAUUUUCCGUUUCCAAAUUCCGUGCCUUUGUUUUGUCUCCCAAUGGGCUCUACGUUGGAGCUGUGGCCAAAAGAAGCGACCCGUCCAAAGCCAGUAUUUAGCACUUUCGUACUCACAGUAUCAGAUGCGAAAUAUAAAGUCUACGGUUCAGCUGUGACAUUCUACGAGCCAUUUCCGCUUCAAGAACUCAGCGACGAGCAGAGAGAGCUUUUAGGAUACACCGAAAACUCCGAUUUUAUUUUAAAUAUGAAUAAAAGUAUCUGUCUUUUAUCGCAUUGGCCGUUUAGUGAUGCUUUCGAGACGUGGCUUUUAUUUUUACACAAUAUGGUGGCUAGUGGGGAGCCCCAAGCGAUCCCUGUGGAACGAUACAUCGUGCAGUUGUUGGACGAAGUCCCCUUUCCGUCACCGCGAACUUUACUCGAACUUUCAGAUCAAAAUGACAAGCAAACAAACAAAGUUAUAUUGACGCAACCGGAAGAUUUGCCAUUACCGAGAAGUGCGGCCGGUUUUAGACACCUUUUGCUUAAUUUAGGUCCGGAGAAUUGUCUCCAAGUCCUACUUUUAGCACUGACUGAACAAAAAAUUCUCAUACAUUCGCUCAGACCUGAUACUUUAACGGCUGUAGCUGAGGCCGUUUCGUCGUUUCUUUUCCCGUUCAAAUGGCAGUGCCCUUAUAUCCCACUCUGCCCUUUAGGUUUGGUCGAGGUACUUCAUGCCCCCUUACCGUUUUUAAUCGGGGUCGAUUCGCGUUUUUUCGAUUUGUAUGACCCACCACCAGAUGUCAGCUGUAUCGACUUGGAUACGAAUAUAAUCACAGUGGCGGAGCCGCAACGACAAGUUUUAAAUAUUAAGUUAUUGCCGAAAAAGCCAGCAAAAAGCUUGAAAGCGGCCUUGGAUUAUCUCUACUACCAGAUCAGAAAUAACAGUGCAAAUACCGAAGCGACUUCUGGUGAUAACAUCGAAAGCGAGUUCCGGAAAAAGGAGAAGGAACAAGCGCAAGAACUCGAAAUCCAGGAGGCUUUUUUACGUUUCAUGGCCUUGACGUUGAAAGACUACCGCUCGUAUCUUUUACCCAUAACGCGAGCCCCCACUGUUGGUACCACCGAUCCUCAAGCUCUCUUCCAACUCGCCGAUUUUCUCAAAAGUCGCGACAAAACCCAUCAUCGAUUUUUCACAUUAAUGAUGCGAACGCAAAUGUUUAUUCGUUUUAUCGAAGAGAGGAGUUUCGUGGCUGAUGGUGAUCAAGGACUUGCCUUCUUUGAUGAAUGUAGCGAGAAAUUGAGUUACGAAGAAGGCGACAUCCGGUUAAUCGAACCGGAUGCGUUGCAUAAGAGCGAUAGGACGAUUUUUGUAUUGCCACCGGAACCGAAUUCGGAUGCACACAUUUAUACGAAUUUCACGCUAGAGCCCGGACUUUUAUCCGGGAAAAAACGCAAUCAUUUGACGUCGCUCUACCAUGCGGUUAUUCCCGGAUCGCCGAUGGCCAGGAGGACCAAACACGAAAUCAAGUCAGCACAAAAACUAGCAAGGAAGUGUCAAAGUUCACCGGAAUUGUGGGCGAGACUCUUAUGCGGCACCUGUCAUACUUUGUAUUUUAUGGUUUUACCAAGUAUGUUGUCGCUCAAUGCCGGUAAAGAGAAAGCGAUACUUCAGCAAGCAUAUGAAUUGCUCGUGCGAGCUACUCAACAAAGAUUAGCAUGCGACGAGGUUUGCUAUAGGUUGAUGAUGCAGCUGUGUGGGGAACAUUCGAGACCGCUAUUGGCUGUGAAGCUGCUAGUAAUUAUGAAGAAGUUUGGGAUUCAACCAAAUGCUCUCACUUACGGUUUGUAUAACCGGUGCGUCUUGGAGGCCGAAUGGCCGGCGUAUUCCGGUUCUAGUCAACUCCUUUGGAACAAACUCCGCAAUGUUGUAAUGGGCGCGGCGCAUUUCCGGUGGGCGGCGAAACAUAAAGCUCGGAAAUUAUCAGCAUCGACUGAGGGCGGGUCUAGUUUACUCGAACCUGGCGAUAGGACCGCCUCUCGCUCCUCCCUAGACUCACACGAAGCCGUUCAAACCGACAACAGCCUACUGAACAAAUUCCGAAAAGCUGCCGCCAACAUAGUUAAAGGCAGUCUAAACGGUUCGGCGCAAUCCCUCAAAGACGUAGUCGAAGAGGAAGUCGUUGAAAAUAAACCGGAAGAACACGAAACGAAACUCAACAAUCAUUUUACACCACCCGGAAGUCCGUCAGAAUGCCGGAUUUUAUCCCGGUCUGAAAGCGCCGGCGAUGCCAACAUCAUUGAUAAAUUACAACAAAAUAAAAAGAAUUGUUCUCGGACUUUAGAUUUUAACGGCGAGGAAGAAUCCGGGAAACAGUCACCCGGAAAGGUGUCUCCACGUACUAUUGUCACGCAAAAUGAUCCCUUAGGAGCGUUUGAUCAAGCUCCGCCUCCCAAAACAAGCGUAACUCCACCUCCUGAGCCAGUCCCCAUGAAUCAAAAUCCUCUUCUUACUGACGAUCCGAUUUUGUUCAAGUCGACGGUACAUCGAUCAGCUACGUUUGAAGGUAGUCCUCCAGCCCAAAGUAAGAUACACAGAUCUGAAACCGUGCCGGCGGCAACAGUGGCUUCGAGCUUAGCGAGUCUCAGUUCCAGUUUUAAGUUGGGAUUCAGCCGCUAUUCACCAUCACGCCUCUCCCUGCGCAAAGCCGAUCUCAAGAUGCCCCAACAGCUGUUGGAAAACGCAAUAAACAAUCUCAGCCCCAGCAGUUUGACAGGUAAGAAACCGAACGAACUAAUCCAAGGUGGUAUCAGUUCCAUAAAAUCUGCGGCCAACACAAUGGUGAAAAAACUGGAUGAGAUCAAAGAGGCCAUGUCGACGUCGGCGCACAACACACCGGUUAAAACCGCACAAACCGAUCGGUUAGCAGCCGGCGAUGCGGACAUCGGGGAGUGUGAGUCGACCGAUGGGAGUGAAGGUGGGGAGAGACAUAGGCGGGUUUCGGCAGAGUUGGGGAGUUACAGGGGGAGUUACACGAAUUUGAAGGAUUCGGAUGAGGCGUUACCGGAAAGUUUGUUUCCGCCACCUUCUGAAGAUAAACAAGAUUGCGAAUUGGAAAUAACAAUAAAUUCGUGUUCGCAAUGUCACAAUUGCUUGUCUCUUCUCUACGAUGAAGAGAUCAUGGCGAACUGGUUCGCUGAGGAUUCAAAUUUAAACACGAAUUGUCAAUCGUGUAGUAAACCAACAGUUCCACUGUUGACAAUAAUGAUAACGGGGAAGAAUAUUCCGUCUUGUGACCCGUUUAGUGUCCCUUAUUUGAACCCACUUGUGUUGAGAAAAGAACUGGAGAAUAUUUUGACCCAAGAGGGUGACCUUAGUUUAGCCGAUGCAAAAUUCGUAGAUGAACAUCCGAUCAUUUAUUGGAAUCUAGUGUGGGCUUUUGAACGGAUCAAUGUCCAAACACAUUUACCUAAUCUUUAUUUGAAGACACGAACGGAAGAAACUAGUGAGAAGAAAGACAAAAGUGAGAAUAGUAGUGAAGAAGUGGGAGUUAUGCAACCGGUGGAGGAAGGAACCGAUCCGCUGACGCAAGAAUUGGCGGCUUUGGAACAAUUGGCAGCACAAGUGUGUGUUAGAUGCUUGUGGGAUGACCCGAGACUGUACAGCGAGAGGCCCCCCAUGUACACAACUUGGAAGUUGCGAGACGCGUCCCAAAUCAACAAAAACAUCGUUACGAAAUCAUUUAUGCAAAAAGUUAUCUUUAGUAUUCGACUUAACGACUUGGCGGAGCCUUUGAAAGAUUUGGCGUCGGAUCGUGAGUCACACGAUGUGCAUCAGGGGAAAAACCGGAUUUCGAUUUAUCGCGACAUCUUGUUUCUGGCGUGUAAAGCGUUGGGGAGGAGUCAUAUCGACUUGAAUGAGUUUGAUAAACAAUACAGUGCGGCUUAUUAUCGUGCGACUGAAAGGAAUAAUAGACAGUUUGAGCCCCAGGAUAAACCUCUGAGUGCAAUCGCGUUGUAUUGCCGUCAGUACUUCCGCCCACUGUCUUUGCCUUGAUCGGUUCAUUUGUGUUCUUUUUAUUUAAUUAAUAAGGUGCACUGCUAUAUUUUAACUGUAGGUUUUUUCUUGGGUCUAUAGUUUUCAAUAAAGUUGUUGAAUAAAGACAGUUUUGUAAA
This is a messenger RNA of Tribolium madens (black flour beetle), 5086 nucleotides long. RefSeq names its product DENN domain-containing protein Crag (gene Crag). Gene Ontology annotation, cellular component: cytoplasmic vesicle. NCBI's taxonomy places the organism in Eukaryota, Metazoa, Arthropoda, Insecta, Coleoptera, Tenebrionidae. The transcript is spliced from 12 exons. Bases 282 to 4967 code for a protein of 1561 amino acids. Gene Ontology annotation, biological process: regulation of Rab protein signal transduction. Gene Ontology annotation, molecular function: protein binding. The record is from RefSeq and is a predicted model, not a curated record.